AUGGCAGAUGCAAGGCCACGCCGUCGCCGUCGCACGGUCGACCUGAGUGGACGGCUGGCGUCAUCAUCGCGCGUGCAGACGCUGGACCGACACCAACACCAGCAACAACCGCCACAGCAACAGCCACAGCAACAACCACAACAACAACCACAACAACAGCAGUACCCACGACAGCAGCCAUACCAUCAUCAACAGCAGCCACAGCAGCCGCCACAACACCUGCCACAACAACAAGCGCGGGCAUCCCGCGGGUCGCUCGCACAGGCGGGUCGGCGAGAAGGCUCAACACAGUACCAGCCCCGCGCGCCACCGACGCUCGCGGAGACCUCCCACCGAGGGUCACGCGGGUCAUUUCAGCAGACACAGCAGGCACGGCCGCGCCCCAUUCAGCUCGCGCCGCCGCCACCGCCCCCAUCCUCAUCGCAGUCCUCAGCAUCAUCGGCACCGGUCGUGCGCACGGCUGCAACGCGGACGCAGCGGCCAAGCAACGCCGCAGACAGCUACGCCCACCAGCAGCGGCGGCAGCAGCAGCCUGUUCAAGUGCGGAAGCAGCCCAGAGAGACACAGUACGAUCCAUAUGCGUUCGCACAGCACCAACAGCUGCGGCAACAACGGCCUUCCUUGCGACCACUUCAAAGCAAGCCACAACAAUCACAAGCGCCACCACACCAACAACAGCAGCAGCAGCAGCAGCAGCAACAACAACAACAACAACAACAGAGGUUACAGUCGGGCGGGACCGAUGCAUUCUUCUCCGAACUGCCGGAUCACCAAGGAGCAUUUGCUGGGCGGGAGUCCAUUUCGUUUGACACUCAUGAGGAGCCCGAAGGCACCAACGACGCCGGCCAGUCCGAGUACCUCAUCACGGACUUCAGUGACCAGCUGGACAAGCAGAAUGAGUCGGACGAACCGCCCAUCAACAUUGACCUCGAACCCGAGCACACAUACACAUCCCAGCAAGAACGCGUGACGCAACGACGGUCGAGCCAAAUGCUUGCAGGCAUCAUGGACAAGCGCGGCAACGCAACAAACGCAGCAGACGCCGUUGAUCACCUUGGCGUCACCCCGCUGCACCGGGCUGCCCGCAACGGCGACGUCUACGCCGUCAAGUUUCUUCUCGAGGAAAACAAGCACGUGCACGCCCGCGCAAACAACGGGGCGACGGCUGCGCACGAUGCUGCGGCGUGCGGGAAUGUGCAGUGCUUGAAGGCGCUGCUCACGUGGGACCCCUCCCUCGCACGCACGAAACUCCACGCGAACCAGCUCGGCCUCAUCCACGUCGCCUCCAUGUUUGGCCAAGUGGACGUUGUGGAGUAUUUGGCAAACAGCAAACUUGCAACCAUCACCGAAGCAGCGGCCAAUCUAUCCACACCAUUGCACUACGCUGCGCUCGGGGGCCACGUUGAGGUCAUCCGCUUGCUUGUGUCCCGCCUCGCCUCUGCCCAGAUCAACGCCCGCAACCACGACGGCGCAACUGCGCUGCACCGGGCCGUGGUGUCGAACCAUCUCGAUUGCGUCAAGGCGCUGGUGCAAGCGGGCGCAGACCUGCACCUCAUUGCAGACGGCAUUGACGCAAUCCAACUCGCGGUCCGCCGCGGGCAUCUGGAGAUUGUUGAAUAUCUGCUGGAACAGCAGCCACAACUUCUUUUCCGCUGCACGCACGACGGCGCAAGCUUAUGGCACUUUGCGUGUGCAUCCGCCCAUCCUGAGGUGUUGCGCUCUCUCUUCACAUACGCGCAGCACAACAGCCUCGACCCAAUGUCUGUGUGGACAGACAG
Messenger RNA from Salpingoeca rosetta, 1778 nucleotides. RefSeq lists its product as uncharacterized. Gene Ontology annotation, molecular function: protein binding. The transcript has 11 exons. The record is from RefSeq and is a predicted model, not a curated record. The annotation marks the transcript as partial. Lineage: Eukaryota; Choanoflagellata; Craspedida; Salpingoecidae.